CUCAAAAAAAAAAGAACUGAGUGGGAGAGACAGGGAGGAGCUGCAGUCAUCGGCCUUGGCACCAGGACUUCCCGGGUGUGGGCCAGCAAGGGACCUUUCAAAGUAGAUUUGUGUCUCUGGAGGGAGGCCACCGAGGCUGCUGUGAGCUGCCUUGCCGGCAUUUCUCCUUUCCAUCCCAUAUCUUGAUGCUCGGGGACUGCGGAGGCCCAGCUGACAAUAUGGUGACAUGUUAACAGUGGGGAAUGGCCAGAGGGGACCUAUGCCCCCAGCCCCACAGCAGCUCGGACAGGAGCAGGGAGCUGACGUCACCUGCCUCUCUCUAGCAGGGACUUACUUUGGUCUCCUGUUUCCCUUUCUCUUUGUGAGUUCGGAGGAGGAAGACAGUCAGCCACGCUAGAGGGACUUGGCCUCGGCUGGCACAAGCUGGGUAUUCAUUUAUUCACGCAGUUAGCAGCCGCCCAUGGGGCUCACGCCUGGUGCAGGGGAAAGGGGGAGCACCACAGACUGCCUUCUCCCCUCGGGGAGUCCCCAGACAGGGAUGGCCAGAAGUGCAGCACAUAGAACCAGCCUGAGAAGAGCUGUCCCUGAGUAGGAGCCAGGAGGCCUCUGGAGUGAGGAUAGGUGCUCAAUAUAGCCUGGAAGGCCAAGGAAGCCUCCUGGAGGAGGCCGCCUACAUCAUAUGCUCAGUGAAGGCAGGAACUGGGUUGCCCCGUUCAACACAGGAUCCCAAAUGCUCAGCAGUGUGGAAGGAAAUGACUUGGAAGCUCAGACCUGAAGGGCGACUAGGUCCGGCCCCAGCAGAGGUGGAGGAAAUGGCCUGGCCAAAGGCUCGGAGGUGGGCUUUGUGCAAAUCAGUGUUCAGAGUGCCUGGGACCUCCAGUUGAUCAGGGCGUGGCAAGAGCUGAGGCUGGAGGCCAGAGGCAGUGCUGCAUUUUGGGGUCUAGGCCUCUGAGCUCAUAAAAAUAGCUCGCGGCUUUCUUAAGCCGUUACGUGGUUUGUCUUCUUCCUUCAUGCCUUGCCAAGCCCGGAAAGCCAGGUUGGGUCACUGCUGGGAGGUAUGAGGUGAGACUCGGGUUUGAAGGCAGGUCAAGUUGUGGGGAAGUGGGGGUGGCCCCCUAUUUGUUGGGGGCAGACCUGCCAUUUGAAAACCACCUUCCUCAUGUGUAGCCCUCACAUGGGAAAACAGGAUUGGACCUGCAGGGAUCCUGGCUGGGGUGAGACAGAGUCUCAGGGGAAGUUGGGGGCUCUCUGCCAGAUUUGGGGCUCCCAGUGUCUCUGAUCACCUAUCGAGUUUAUCGGACGCCAAAACUGGGACCCGCACGGAUGGUGUAAACUCAGACCCAGGCAGCCUGGUCAGUGCCCAUCAUGCAGAGUGACCCUCUGUCCCCUCCAUGCCCAGCAAGGCCGAUGGGCAGCUAGGAGGCGAGGUACCGUCUGGCUCGAUGGAGAGCCAAAGAGGUAAUGCUAAUGUCUUUUAAAAUUAGAAUGAAAAUGUUUAUUGCAGAGAAGAACCUGCGUCAGCUCAGAGUCCUGUGGGAAGGGAACGGCUUUAUCACAGCCUUUCGCUUUUAUUUUUGCACAUUCGCUUUUUAUUUGCCGGUGGUGCUGCUGACGGGCCCUCAGAGCAGGGCUGUGUCUGGACACUUCUGGGAGCCUCGGACGGCUCCGGAGAGGAGGCAGGAGCUGCCCAGGAAGGAGCUUAAUUCCGUCGCUUCUGAGCUGUCUGCACGGCAGGAGGAGAGUGAACAUUCUCAUAAACAUUUAAUUGAACUCCGCCGGGAAUUUAAGAAAAAUGUACCUGAGGAAAUCAGAGAGAUGGUGGCUCCUGUAUUAAAAAGCUUCCAAGCCGAGGUGGUGGCCCUUAGUAAGAGAAGUCAGGAGGCGGAGGCUGCUUUUCUGAGUGUUUACAAGCAAUUAAUUGAAGCACCAGACCCCGUGCCUGUGUUUGAGGCGGCGCGCGGCCUAGACGACAGACUGCAGCCCCCCAGCUUUGACCCCAGCGGGCAGCCCCGGCGAGACCUCCACACUUCGUGGAAGAGGAACCCCGAGCUCCUCAGCCCCAAAGAGCAGAGAGAGGGGACGUCGCCUGCCGGGCCCACGCUGACCGAGGGAAGCCGCCUCCCAGGCAUUCCCGGGAAAGCCCUCCUGACAGAAACCUUGCUGCAGAGAAAUGAGGCGGAAAAACAAAAGGGCCUUCAAGAAGUACAGAUCACUUUGGCGGCCAGACUGGGGGAGGCAGAGGAGAAAAUCAAAGUCCUACAUUCAGCGCUAAAGGCUACACAGGCAGAGCUGCUAGAGCUGCGGCGGAAAUACGACGAGGAGGCGGCAUCCAAGGCAGAUGAAGUCGGCCUGAUCAUGACCAACCUGGAGAAAGCUAAUCAGCGAGCUGAGGCUGCCCAGCGGGAGGUGGAAAGUCUCCGGGAACAGCUGGCCUCUGUCAACAGCUCCAUCCGCCUGGCUUGCUGCUCUCCCCAGGGGCCCAGUGGGGAUAAGGUGAACUUCGCUCUGUGCUCGGGCCCUCGGCUGGAGGCCGCGCUGGCCUCCAAGGACAGGGAGAUCCUGCGGCUGCUAAAGGAUGUGCAGCACCUCCAGAGCUCGCUGCAGGAACUGGAGGAGGCAUCCGCCAACCAGAUCGCUGACCUGGAGCGGCAGCUCACAGCCAAGUCCGAGGCCAUAGAAAAGCUGGAAGAGAAGCUCCAGGCCCAGUCUGACUAUGAAGAAAUUAAAACGGAGCUGAGUAUCCUGAAAGCCAUGAAGCUGGCCUCCAGCACCUGCAGCCUCCCCCAGGGCAUGGCCAAGCCUGAAGACUCACUGCUUAUUGCAAAGGAGGCCUUCUUCCCUGCGCAGAAAUUCCUUCUGGAGAAGCCCAGCCUCCUGGCCAGCCCUGAGGAAGACCCAUCAGAGGACGAUUCCAUCAAGGAUUCGCUGGGCACGGAGCAGUCCUACCCCUCCCCUCAGCAGCUCCCACCUCCACCAGGGCCUGAAGACCCCCUGUCUCCCAGCCCGGGGCAGCCCCUGCUUGGCCCCAGCUUGGGGCCUGAUGGCCCUCGGACUUUCUCGCUGUCCCCCUUCCCCAGCCUGGCAUCAGGGGAGAGAUUGAUGAUGCCCCCAGCCGCCUUCAAGGGAGAGGCGGGCGGCCUGCUGGUGUUCCCCCCAGCCUUCUAUGGCGCCAAGCCCCCCACAGCCCCUGCCACCCCGGCCCCUGGCCCUGAGCCACCAGGCGGUCCUGAGCCUGCCGAUGGUGGUGGGGGCGGAGCGGCGGGGCCUGGGGCAGAGGAGGAGCAGCUGGACACGGCAGAGAUCGCCUUCCAGGUGAAGGAGCAGCUGCUAAAACACAACAUCGGGCAGCGGGUGUUUGGGCAUUACGUGCUGGGGCUAUCGCAGGGCUCGGUCAGCGAGAUCCUAGCCCGGCCCAAGCCCUGGCGCAAGCUCACGGUGAAGGGCAAGGAGCCCUUCAUCAAGAUGAAGCAGUUCCUAUCGGAUGAGCAGAACGUGCUGGCGCUCAGGACUAUCCAAGUGCGGCAGCGAGGCAGCAUCACCCCGAGAAUCCGCACACCCGAGACGGGCUCGGACGACGCCAUCAAGAGCAUUCUAGAGCAGGCCAAGAAGGAGAUCGAGUCGCAGAAGGGCGGCGAGCCCAAGACCUCGGCGGCCCCACUGAGCAUUGCCAAUGGCGCGGGCCCUGCCAGCACCUCGGAGGACGCCAUCAAGAGCAUCCUGGAGCAGGCACGCCGUGAGAUGCAGGCGCAGCAACAGGCCUUGCUGGAAAUGGAGGCGGGACCCAGGGGCCGCUCGGUGCCCCCCUCGCCUCCGGAGAGGCCGUCGUUGGCCACCGCGAGCCAGAACGGGGCCCCGGCCUUGGUGAAGCAGGAGGAGGGCGGCGGGGGCCCCGUGCAGGCGCCACUCCCGGUCCUGUCCCCCGCCGCCUUCGUGCAGAGCAUCAUCCGCAAGGUCAAGUCCGAGAUUGGCGACGCCGGCUACUUCGACCACCACUGGGCCUCCGACCGCGGCCUGCUCAGCCGCCCCUACGCCUCCGUGUCGCCCUCACUGUCCUCCUCCUCCUCCUCCGGCUAUUCUGGCCAGCCCAAUGGCCGCGCCUGGCCCCGCGGGGAUGAGGCCCCGGUACCCCCCGAGGACGAGGCGGCGGCAGGGGCGGAGGACGAGCCCCCCAGGGCGGGCGAGCUCAAGGCUGAGGGUGCGACAGCCGAGGCGGGCGCGCGGCUGCCCUACUACCCGGCCUACGUGCCGCGCACCCUGAAGCCCACCGUGCCGCCGCUGACUCCCGAGCAGUACGAGCUGUACAUGUACCGUGAGGUGGACACGCUGGAGCUCACCCGCCAGGUCAAGGAGAAGCUGGCCAAGAACGGCAUCUGCCAGAGGAUCUUCGGGGAGAAGGUGCUGGGCCUGUCACAGGGCAGUGUGAGCGACAUGCUGUCCCGGCCGAAGCCAUGGAGCAAGCUGACGCAGAAGGGGCGGGAGCCCUUCAUCCGCAUGCAGCUGUGGCUCUCCGACCAGCUUGGCCAGGCGGUGGGCCAGCAGCCUGGUGCCUCCCAGGCCAGUCCCACAGAACCAAGGUCCUCACCAUCCCCACCCCCCAGCCCCACAGAGCCUGAGAAGAGCUCCCAGGAGCCGUUGAGCCUGUCCCUGGAGAGCAGCAAGGAGAACCAGCAGCCAGAGGGCCGCUCCAGCUCCUCGCUGAGCGGGAAGAUGUACUCGGGCGGCCAGGCCCCAGGGGGCAUCCAGGAGAUCGUUGCCAUGUCCCCCGAGCUGGACACGUACUCCAUCACCAAGAGGGUGAAGGAGGUCCUCACAGACAACAAUCUAGGGCAGCGGCUGUUUGGGGAAAGCAUCCUGGGUCUGACGCAGGGCUCCGUGUCUGACCUGCUGUCCCGGCCCAAACCCUGGCACAAGCUGAGCCUGAAGGGGCGGGAGCCUUUUGUCCGCAUGCAGCUGUGGCUCAAUGACCCCCAUAACGUGGAGAAGCUGAGGGACAUGAAGAAGCUAGAGAAGAAAGCCUACCUGAAACGUCGCUAUGGCCUCAUCAGCACCGGCUCAGACAGUGAGUCCCCGGCCACCCGCUCGGAGUGCCCCAGCCCCUGCCUACAGCCCCAGGACCUGAGCCUCCUGCAGAUCAAGAAACCCCGGGUGGUGCUGGCACCUGAGGAGAAGGAGGCGCUGCGGAAGGCCUAUCAGCUGGAACCCUACCCCUCACAGCAGACCAUCGAGCUCCUCUCCUUCCAGCUCAACCUCAAGACCAACACCGUCAUCAACUGGUUCCACAACUACAGGUCCCGGAUGCGCCGGGAGAUGUUGGUGGAGGGGACCCAGGAUGAGCCAGACCUUGACCCAAGUGGGGGUCCUGGAAUCCUACCGCCAGGCCACUCCCACCCGGACCCCACCCUGCAGAGCACUGACUCUGAGACUGAGGACCAGAAGCCAACCAUGAAGGAACUGGAGCUUCAGGAGGGCCCUGAGGAGAACAGCACACCCCUGACCACCCAGGACAAGGCCCAAGUGAGGAUCAAGCAGGAACAGACAGAGGAGGAUGCUGAGGAAGAGGCAGGCAGCCAGCCCCAGGACUUAGGGGAGCCAGACAAAGGCCAAGGUCCCCCCAAAGAGGAGCAUCCCGACCCUCCGGGUAAUGACGGACUCCCAAAAGUGGCUCCCAGUCCCCUCCUUCCAGGUGGAUCCACCCCAGACUGUCCCUCACUUCAUCCCCACCAGGAGAGUGAGGCUGGGGAGCGGCUUCACCCGGACCCUUUAAGUUUUAAGUCAGCCUCAGAGUCCUCACGCUGCAGCCUGGAGGUGUCACUGAACUCGCCCUCAGCUGCCUCCUCGCCAGGCCUCAUGAUGUCUGUGUCACCUAUCCCCUCCUCCUCAGCUCCCAUCUCCCCAUCGCCUCCUGGCGCCCCCCCUGCCAAAGUGCCGAGUGCCAGCCCCACUGCUGACACGGCUGGAGCCUUGCAUCCCAGUGCCAAGGUGAACCCCAACUUGCAGCGGCGGCAUGAAAAAAUGGCCAACCUGAACAGCAUCAUUUACCGACUAGAGCGGGCUGCCAAUCGGGAGGAGGCCCUGGAGUGGGAGUUCUGAAAGCAGGGUGAGGGGGCAAGGGACAUACCCUGGUAACUACCUUCCUUUUCUCACUCACUCUCCUCAACAGGGUGGGGUAAGGGAGGGAGGAACUCAACCAUCAAAAUGUGGACAGCAAUGUUAUGCCGUUUACGUUUUUUGUUGUAAUCCUAGUUCUAUGAAGUUGUGUGAGCAGGUGGGUCAAAUGCCAUUGCCUCCACUUUUCGGCACCCCCUGCUCCUCUUCACCCUGACCCCUCUGCAGAAGGCAGAAGCAAAAUGGCACCACAUAUUCACCUGAAAACUCCAAACUCUUUUAGAAAAAUAAAUAAAUAUUUAUAGACCUCUUUUAGAUAUUUUAAUAAAGGAUCCUUUGGAAUUUAUCCCAGCUGAUGCUGUUUUGAUAUUACAGAGAGUUAUAAAAUCAGGAUGCUGUCACAACUGUUGCGAAGUAUACACUGAAGUUGUGUCGUUUUUGCCACUAGAUGAGAUUAAAAGAAGACAAUUGUUCAAAGCCAUCACAAAACACUAUAAGACUGACCAAAAUCUAGAUAACCUUUGAACCAUGAUUUUUUUCCACAUCUGUCUGUGAGACACAGCGCAUUGCUACUGCCCUUCCAGAAACUAUGCUAAAAAAGAGAAAGUCCAAAAGACUCUAAACGAAAAUCUUGAUGCCGUUGAGGAUGUGUUUCAUUCUGGUGGUCUGUUUUGCAAGCUUGAUAACACAAAAUAUCCGUGCCAUUGUAAAUGUUGUAGAGAUGUGGGCUGUGGCCCAACCGUCCUAUAAGAGAUGUAGCAUGGUACAGAACAAACUGCUUACACAGGUCUCACUAGUUAGAAACCUGUGGGCCAUGGAGGUCAGACAUCCAUCUUGUCCAUCUAUAGGCAAGAAGUGUUUCCAGAUCCUUUGGAAAGGUGGGCAUGGGGCAGGUGCUUGGAGAGUGGCAUUUGAACCAGAGGGACCCCAUUUCCCCAUGUGAACCAUAGGCACAACCCAGGAAGUUUCCCCACUUGUAGGAGUGUGGGUAUUCCAGAGCAAGACUGUGGCCACCAUCUUCCCCUCUUGGUGUUUUCCAAAAGUGACAGUGUUGGUCAUCCCAUGACCACUGAAGCUUAGUAACCAGCGCCAAAAAGUAGAGUCAUCAAACUAGAGAUCCCAGCUCCCCUUCUCGCCAUCUUCUUUCUCAAGUUGACCCUGGUGCUGUUUCUGGAAGGCAUCUGCAACUCCAAGUCCAUGCAGAACUCUGGAAGGCCAAGUUCAUCGCAGCAUGUUCACCAUAUCCCAGCCUCCAAAUCUACCCUCCUACCUUCCAACGCAUGACCUGUUGGGGAGCAGAGACUCAACCCCCAACUCAAAGGAGCCCUUCCUCCAGCGUCUUUGGCAUGGUUUCUAGGGUGAGAGUUCCCAAUUUGGAUGAAACGGCCACCAUAUUGGUUAUUGAAUCUCUCUCCCUUGUUUUUAUUACAUUUCCUUUUUCAAACUGUCCGUGGGAAGGCUGAAUUGGGUGACUCCCCAGAAUGAAGAUGAAAAGGUGACUAUAAUCAAUGCCGAUGCAAUGCCAGCGGGUGAGAUGGCCGAUGGAGGUUUCAAAGAUGUAGCUAGCAUUUUGAAACCAUAUAGGCAAAACCCAGCAACCAGAAGGGGACAGAUAAGGACCGUUCCAGAAAUUUCAACUCUCACACCCAGCCCAGGCUGCAGUCUCCACACCAAACAGUCAACAAAACACAAACCCUGAAGGAAAACCUUUUCCAUACACCCAGGCUAUGCAUUGAAGAGUUUUCCACUGUAUACAUUUUUAUCCAGAUGAAGGUAUUUUUAUAUUUUGACAAUAGGAAACAGUGACCAAUUUUCAGAGUAAUCAAAUCUGGAACAAAUGAAACAUCUCCUUUUAGCCACCACCACCCUGUUGCAAUUAAGACAACCGUGGGGGAACAUACCACUUUUUACUGUUGAAACCAACACAACGUUGAAAUCCAGGCUUACAUGCAGACUCCGAUUCCUAGAGAACUAAAUUUGGCUUUAGUGUGACGGGAUUUGAUUAAGCACUUAGUAUAGUCUUUUGAACACAGAAAUCCUGUUGUACUUAAAGCUAGCGGACCCGUGAACAACUUUGUCAGGUUCACGUCCUAUAACGGUUAAAAAAACACACACACAUACACAAACCGUUUCUAUGAGAGAUUGAUGAACUUUGUUUAAAAUUUUAAAAAAAGGAACACGUUCUGUAAACGAGUUGCUAAAUACAGAAUUGUAUAAUAA
Molecule: messenger RNA, 8325 nt
Organism: Chlorocebus sabaeus (green monkey)
Lineage: Eukaryota; Metazoa; Chordata; Mammalia; Primates; Cercopithecidae
Source: RefSeq, a predicted model, not a curated record